AUGUCGACACUUGGACACAAGAUUGCGGUAACACAGAUAGCGGUUGGGGCUUUGCAUACUCUUGCCCUAGAUGCUACCUCUGGGAUGGUAUACUCGUGGGGAUGUAAUGACGAUGGUGCCCUUGGACGACUGGGACAGGAGAAUCAACCGAGAAGGAUAGAUGGAUUGGAAG
Molecule: messenger RNA, 172 nt
Organism: Perkinsus marinus ATCC 50983
Lineage: Eukaryota; Perkinsozoa; Perkinsida; Perkinsidae
Product: pheromone response protein, putative
Exons: 3
Source: RefSeq, a predicted model, not a curated record